This is a messenger RNA of Phaeoacremonium minimum UCRPA7, 1614 nucleotides long. RefSeq names its product putative fad dependent oxidoreductase protein. Lineage: Eukaryota; Fungi; Ascomycota; Sordariomycetes; Togniniales; Togniniaceae. The coding region runs from base 1 to 1614 and encodes 537 amino acids. The transcript is spliced from 2 exons. The record is from RefSeq and is a predicted model, not a curated record. Gene Ontology annotation, molecular function: L-pipecolate oxidase activity; proline dehydrogenase activity; flavin adenine dinucleotide binding.
AUGUCCCAGCCAAAUCAAAACUCAAACCCAAACUCAAACUUCUCCUCUUCCUCUUUCCCCUCUUCUACCAAACUUCCCUUCUCACCCCCUUCCACAAUCCUCAUCAUCGGCUCUGGCGUCUUCGGCCUGAGCACAGCAUAUGCCCUUGCUCAACGCCCAGACUUCGUCAACUCCUCCAUCACCGUCGUCGACCGCUCUGCAGAGCCGGCCGUCUUUCCCAGCAGGGACGCGUCCAGCAUCGACACCAGUCGUAUCAUCCGCGCUGACUAUGCGGACCCGGCCUACGCCCACCUCGCCGCGGAGGCACUGGUCCAGUGGCGGAAGCAGGGAGAUGAUGACCUAGGCGGCCAGGGGCGCUACAGCGAGACCGGCCUCGUCCUUGUCGCCGAUGAGCCUCCCACCGCGGAUGCCGUCGAUGGCGGGACCGGACAGGCUGGUGACUUGCCUCCAGUGGAUGCCCAGCCCGGCAAGAAAACGGGCAUGUACUAUGUCCGUGCCAGCUGGGAGAACGUCAAGGCCAUAGCUCAAAGCGGGGAUGCCGAGGUGGCUACCAGCAUUCGUGAGUUGCCUAGCAGUGAAGCUAUCCGUGAUGCUGUGGGCACUGGCGGUAGUUCUGGCUCCUGGGGCUACCUGAACGCGUCCAGCGGCUGGGCAGACGCAGAAGCCAGCAUGGCAUGGCUGUAUCAGCGCGUUGUGUCUACAGGUCGUGUCCAUUUCAUUAACGGGACCGUCACAUCGCUUGUGCAUGCCGGCGAAACCGUCACCGGCGCGGUACUAUCCACAUCCCAGACCAUCUCCGCGGAUCUGGUUGUUCUUGCUACAGGUGCCUGGACUGGCUCUUUAAUUGACCUCUCGGGUCAAGCAACCGCCACCGGUCAGGUUCUUGCUUACAUGGAUCUGACCGACGAGGAACAAGCUCAGCUCGCCAAGAUGCCUACCCUGCUGAAUCUCAGCUCAGGUCUGUUCAUUAUCACUCCUUCACACAACGUCCUCAAGGUCGCCCGGCACGCCUAUGGCUACCUCAACCCGACCACGACCGUGACAUCCCCACUUCGGCCAUCGCAAGGUGAUUCUACCGGACACACAAACAAUACCGUCUCGCUGCCCGUCACACACGUCGACCAGCCGGAUCUGUCCAUCCCGCCCGCAGCCGAAGAGCUCCUUCGCUCCGCCGUUCAUGCCAUGGUCCCAUUGCCGUCGCUCAAGGGCCGUCCCUUCACCAAGACCCGCCUGUGCUGGUACACAGAUACGCCCAGCGGCGAUUUCAUCGUGGACUACCAUCCGCAUUGGCGCGGUCUCUUCCUGGCGACUGGCGGCAGUGGGCAUGGCUUCAAGUUCCUGCCCGUCAUAGGCGAGAAGAUUGUGGACUGUAUCAAGGGCGAGUGCCCGUCGGAGUUCAAGACCAAGUGGUCUUGGAAGACAUCUGGUACUUUCACAGGUUGGGAUGCGGUGAUUACAGAGGAUGGCAGCCGUGGCGGCAAACCUGGGUUGAUACUGCAGGAAGAGAUGGGAAGACUACGUCGAAAGACAUUGUGUCACAAGACAGAAGAAGAGGCUCAAGGUUUGAUCAAGACAGGAAAGUUGAGAGGCUUCCCUGAUGAUAAGUCAACCUAA